This is a messenger RNA of Prunus dulcis (almond), 329 nucleotides long. RefSeq lists its product as uncharacterized. NCBI's taxonomy places the organism in Eukaryota, Viridiplantae, Streptophyta, Magnoliopsida, Rosales, Rosaceae. The coding region runs from base 27 to 329 and encodes 100 amino acids. The transcript is spliced from 3 exons. The record is from RefSeq and is a predicted model, not a curated record.
GCCAAAGUACUAGUUGUAAGGUGAAGAUGGCGAAGGUGCUGCCGCAACUCAACUUUUUUAUCAUCCUUGUUCUUCUUGGUUCAGCUAUGUUCACGAAAGCCAUUGUCAAAGAAAAUAACGCAAACGGGGUGACGUCGGCUGAUCCCAGCUGCAGAAAGAUUAUAUAUGGUUCAUAUUGCCCCGAGCCAAGAGGGCCACUCCGGCUAGGAAAGGAAGAUGAAUGCAGCGUAAGAUGUUCGCUGGCUGAGCCCAACAGUGUGUCAAUUUGCGAGGGAAGGCCACCCACUCCAAAUGAAAUAUAUUUUUGUGUGUGCGUGUUGCCUUGCUAG